AUGGAGCAAACGGUUCUUCUACUUCUUCGGGCAACAACCCAACCCGAUACUGCCGCCAUUAAGGAUGCCGAGAAGGGUCUUCUCGGGCUUUAUCCUCAACCUGAAUUCCCCCUUGCCCUCCUGGCCGUCGCUACCCACAACGACAUCGAGUCUGGAUCCCGAAAAGCCGCCUUGACCACUCUUAAGAAUUAUGUCGCCACAACAUGGUCCCCCCAGCUUGGUGAAACUUUUACUGGAACAGUAUACUUGGAUGACGAAGCCAAAGCUCGAGUACGCGAUCAGGUGUACGCUAUUUGCACAGCCGAAGGUGACCAGGCAUCCAAGGACGCCACGAUCCAAGCACUUGCAGCCAGUGUCGUCUGUAAGAUUGCAAGCGUGGACUUCCCAGACGCCUGGCCAUCCUUGUUCCCAUCACUCCUCACCAUCUUGAACACAUCAAACAAUGACGACCCAAUCCAUGGCGCUCUCAGAGUUCUUGCAGAAUUGAUUGACUCCGGACUGACGGAAGAACAAUUCUUCGUGGUUGCACGGGAUCUUGUCAAUGCCUUGCAGCAUGUCACCGUUGACAACCAUCGUAGUUUGAUCGUUCGAGCCAUGGCUCUUAAUGUCUUCCGAGGUUGUUUCGAGAUGCUGGAAAUGGUUAUGGGAGACCAUGGGGCUGCGGUGAAAGCAUUUCUGGAUGAAUCUAUGAAAUACUGGAUGCCGUUCUUCAUGGAGACACUGAAAGAGCCGUUACCGUACUCAGGGAAAUCCAGAAUUGACCAGGAUGAUGGCCAAUUACGAGGCCUUGUGGCAUUGAAAGUUCAGGUUGUCAAAACUCUUGAUAAACUCAGACAAGUCUAUGUUCAUGCCAUCUCACCUCACGCAGUAGUGUUGUUCGAGAUUGUCUGGGAAGAAUUAUCGAGGAUCGCAUCUCCCUAUGCCGAACUAUUCAUCGAGGGUAAUGCAGAAGGAAAGCUAGUUGACAGUGACAAUCUCCCCUGCAGUCUUGACGCUUUGGUACUCGAAGAACUCGAUUUUCUGCAAAUCACCAUCAGAGCUCCACCGGUUCGCUCGGAACUUUCAACUCAAAUGAAGCAACUAGGCGACGCACCACAUACGGUUUCCUGGUUACAAGAGCUCAUCCGCGUGUUGGUGCUGUAUGCGAGAAUACCAAAGGAGGACCAAGAAUUGUGGGAAUUCGAUGCCAAUCUUUAUCUGUGUGAAGCCAUAUCUCUCACUGCAAAUUACACCCCAAGAGCUGCCUGCGCCGAAUUGGCAGUACGAAGCCUCGGAGAGUGGUUGAAACAGAUCCCGAUUGUCGCCAUGCUUCAUUUCAACCAAAAGACGUUGUCGAGUGUAACAUCUACCUGGAAAGAACGCGAGGCUCUCCUCUAUCUUUUGAACCAAUGUCUCAAAGAUGUCGGCGAGAUCUCUGGCAAACUCGAAUCCGCCACAGCCUCGGCGGUACUCGCAGAGGUAUCCGGCUCACUACAGGACUCACAAAUUUUCCCCCGGGCUGCUGCACACCUUGUUUUGGGCUCCUUCUUCAAGAUCGCAGGCGACGAAUACGUUUCAGCCGGUGCCGCAUCCUUUACUAGUGCCAUUGACGCCUGCUCCACCGAUUCCUCCGACGUUGUCAAAGUCGCCUGUCUAAGCAUUAUCCCUGACUACCUUGACGCACUACCGUCGAAUGUGACACAACCAAUGCACGGCGCAAUCAUCAACGUGAUCGACGAGUUUCUUUCAUCCCACGACUUAAGAUACGACCUGGAGGAUGCCGACGACGUCAAAGCGGUAAUGAUACAAUCUCUUCGCGACACAAUUCUUCUCGACACCAGAACUGUGACGGAGACCAAAGCCAUCGACUUGUUCUUCACACUUGCUUCUAGUGGUGCCGCUAACUUCCAGCUUUUCGCCCAGCUGACUGAAGCGUUCGAAAACAUUGUUUCCUCCGUUGUUGCACACGGCCAGGACAAUUACAUGCGUCUAUGUGCGAAGACUCUUCCCUCACUCACGGGAGCCUUCGACGUCGCCAACUUAACUGAGGAAUCGGCAUUGGCAAACCUUGCCGCCGAACUCGUCUCUGCACUCGCAGAAUUCGGCUCAGACCCUCUGCCGCCAGGCUUUGUCAACACGGUCAUGCCAAAAUUGCAGCGUGUGCUGAUGGAAGCAACCGAAGCUGAAAUUGUUCGACCAGCCACUGUCGCCGUCCAACACAUGCUCAGCAAAGGCACCACGCAAUUCCAAACCUGGAUAGACCCCGAGGGCAAAUCAUCCAUCGAAGUGACAUUGACCAUCAUCAACCGACUGCUGAACUCUCCCGACGUCGAUGAGAACGCAGCCCAAGAAGUUGGCGGCCUAGCCCUGUCGCUCGUGCACAAGUUUGGUGCCGACAAACUCGGCCCUUACCUGAUGGACCUCCUGCGCGCCUUGGCCAUUCGACUCGCCACCGCCGACCGCAUCCAAUUCAUCCAGAGCCUAUGCAUGGUGUUCGUCGGCCUAUCGCUCGACGCCCCCAAAGAAGUGAUCGAUUUCCUAUCCGAAGUUAACAUCAACGGCGCCAACGGUUUGACCGUGGUGCUGACCAAAUGGCUCGAAAACUCAGUGCAUUUUGCGGGUUUUGACGAAGUCCGCCAGAACGUCGUGGCCCUCUCCAAGAUCUUCUCACUCCAAGACCCUCGCGUCCAAUCCGUGACCGUCAAGGGCGAUUUAAUCGUCGACGCCAGCACCGACGGCCGCAUCAAGACGCGAUCCCAAGCCAAACUCAACCCGGACCGCUGGACCAGUGUCUCUGCAGACCUGAAGAUUCUAAAGAUCAUGGUCGACGAGUUUGCGUCCGCUGCGACUUCGCAGUUCCCUAACUUGGCAGCCGCACAGGCCGCCGCGGAGGCACUGGAGGAAGAAGACCCCGAGGCCGAAGAUGCCGGUGAUUGGGAAGAUGUUCAGACGGGAGGGGCUAUUGAUCUAGCCAGCGCGAGUGUGAGGGAUGAUUUGAUGGCGCUGGCCGGCGAAGGUGGCGUAGGGGGAGAUGGCGCUGGUCUUAGUCCGACCGGUUCGCGCGCCAGAGAUGAGGAAACGGCCGAGUAUCUUUUGCAGUGGUUCAAAGGGGAGGCGGAGAAGGAAGGGUUUGCAUCCUUGUUCGAUCAGCUAAGUGAAGAGGAAAAAGGGCGAUUGCGUGAGUUGGUUGCCUAA
Rhinocladiella mackenziei CBS 650.93 is the source of this 3174-nucleotide messenger RNA. RefSeq lists its product as uncharacterized. Gene Ontology annotation, molecular function: small GTPase binding. Gene Ontology annotation, biological process: protein import into nucleus. The coding region runs from base 1 to 3174 and encodes 1057 amino acids. The transcript is spliced from 2 exons. NCBI's taxonomy places the organism in Eukaryota, Fungi, Ascomycota, Eurotiomycetes, Chaetothyriales, Herpotrichiellaceae. The record is from RefSeq and is a predicted model, not a curated record. Gene Ontology annotation, cellular component: cytosol; nuclear envelope.